AUGUUCUUCGCAAGAACAAGGAGCCCCGCAACCUUGGCAGCGGCAGCGGCAGCAGCAUUCUCAACAUUGACAGCGGCCCAGACAUGGACGGAUUGUAACCCUCUGACAACAACAUGCGAACCUAACACGGCGCUCGGCAUGGCCAUUGACGUCGACUUUGCCAACGGCGCCGUCGACACCUUUAUCGAAGCCGGCUCGCCGACCUACGGCCGCGACGGCGCCAGCUUCACCGUCGCCGCCUCGGGCCAGGCCCCGCAGCUCAUGUCGCUCUUCUACAUCAUGUUCGGCCGCGUCGAGAUCACACUCAAGGCGGCCCCCGGCGCCGGCAUCGUCUCCUCCCUCGUCCUCCAGUCCGACACGCUCGACGAGAUCGACUUUGAGUGGCUCGGCGCCGACCCGCACGAGGUCCAGACCAACUACUUUGGCAAGGGCCAGGUCACGUCCUACAACCGCGGCCAGUUCCACAAGAUGGACAAGAACAACCAGGACGAGUUCCUCACCUACGUCUUCGACUGGACCAAGGACCGCACCGAGUUCUACGUCGACGGCACCCUCGUCCGCACCCUGACCCCCGCCGACGCCGACGACAACCAGUACCCCCAGUCCCCGAUGCAGGUCCGCUUCGGCGCCUGGUCCGGCGGCGACCCGGCCAACGCCCCCGGCACCAUCGCCUGGGCCAAGGGUCCCACCGACUUCGCCCAGGGCCCCUUCAGCAUGGUCGUCCGCGACCUCAAGGUCAUCGACUACUCCACCGGCAAGCACUGGCAGUCCAUCGAGGCCGUCGGCGGCACCGUCAACGCCAACGAGGGCAACGCCGACCAGGUCGCCGUCACCGCCACCGCCGCCGCCGAGACGGGCGGGCCCGCCCCCACCGUGCCCCCCGGCGGCAUCGGCACCGACGAGGCCACCGCCCAGCAGACCGGCUGGCCCUGGGACGCCGCCGACAGGCCCAACGGCGGCUCCGUGCCCGAGGGCUGGCGCAUCACCGAGGAGGGCAAGCUGCGCGCCAUUGGCGCCGGCGCCUCGCUGCGCCCGCACGUGCUGCUCCUGGCCCUGUCCUUCUUCGCCGGCGUCGUGGCUGUCGUCAGGAGGUGA
This is a messenger RNA of Verticillium dahliae VdLs.17, 1095 nucleotides long. RefSeq names its product cell wall protein. The record is from RefSeq and is a predicted model, not a curated record. NCBI's taxonomy places the organism in Eukaryota, Fungi, Ascomycota, Sordariomycetes, Glomerellales, Plectosphaerellaceae. The transcript is spliced from 3 exons. Gene Ontology annotation, molecular function: glycosyltransferase activity; hydrolase activity, hydrolyzing O-glycosyl compounds. Gene Ontology annotation, cellular component: fungal-type cell wall. Bases 1 to 1095 code for a protein of 364 amino acids. Gene Ontology annotation, biological process: carbohydrate metabolic process; fungal-type cell wall organization.